This is a messenger RNA of Paramecium octaurelia, 1085 nucleotides long. NCBI's taxonomy places the organism in Eukaryota, Ciliophora, Oligohymenophorea, Peniculida, Parameciidae. The record is from the annotation of a GenBank genome assembly.
UAUGUAAAAAAAGAAAAACAAGGAAAAAUAUGAAAAACAUUAGUAAAUGAUGAAGGAUAAAUAAUAACAGAGAUAAACAAAAAAGUCACUAAAAAAACAGAGAGGAUAAGCUCGUUCACUCAAAGGUAUGAUAAAUAAAGGAUAGUCGUAUAGGAUAUGCUAAACAUUUUUAAGAGUUUUAAGAUGAAAUGAAUUAAUUAGGACUCUAAAUAAGAGAUGUUGAAGGGGAUGGAAAUUGCCUUUUUAGAUCAAUAGCAGAUGUAUUACAUGGAGAUGAAAGAUAUCAUAAAUAAUUAAGAAAGUUAGCUGUUUAAACCAUGCAAGAGAAUUAGGAAUUCUUUGGACUCUUCAUUGAAGAUGAUAUGACGUUCAAUUAAUACUUGAAAGAGAUGUCUAAUGAUGGAGAAUGGGGAGGUAAUUUGGAAUUGCAAGCUUUGUCAUAGGCUUUGGAUGUGAACUUUUUUAUUCACAUGAAAGGGAGACCAUGCAUGAUUAUCAAAUCAAUGACUGAUGAAAGACCUUUAAAUGAAGUAAAAUUUUGAUCAUACAAUUAUUAGAAAGACGCACUUCAUUUAGCUUAUCAUUUAAUUGAAAAUGUUGCUGAGCACUACAGUUCAGUUAGAAUGUUAGGAGAUGAUAGCAAUAGGAGAGCGGAACCAAUUCCUUUGGAUAUAUUUGAAGGGUUAUUGGAUACUUUUUAAUAAGCUCCUUUAGGAAAUGAUGAUAACUUUGAGUAAUACGAAGACUUAGAAUAAUUUGAGGAUCCUGAAGAAAGAGAGUAUUUUUAGGCCUUAAGAGAGUAAGAAGAAGCUGAAAAGGCUGCAAAAGAGGCUUAGAGAAAAGCAGAACUUCAAAAAUAUUAAUUGAAAUAGAAAAAAAAUAAGAAGUGCAAUUGUGGCUCAAAUAAAACAUAUAAAGACUGUUGUAUGAAUAUUGACUUAGAGAAAGCAGAGAAAUAGAAAUAACCAAAACAAUAAUAGCAAUAAUAAUAAUAAUAAUAAUAAUAAUAAUAGCAAUAACAAUAACAAUAACAAUAACAAUCUUAUUCAGAAGGGCCCAUGAAAAAAUAAGCUGUGUUUAUAUGA